AUGGAAGACACCUGCACCGUGGAUCUAAAGGACGCGAAGUUCUCCUACUACGCAUGUGACCUGCUGCAGGUGGCAAAUGUGACGGCAAACCCUCGCCGCAGAUUGAUCGGAGAAACCAGGAUCAAAGUUUCCGGUCUCCCAAAGACCAUCAGAAACAGGAAGGAGCUCUGCACACGGUUGCUCCAGCCGGAAUUGGAAGCGUUCAAUCAGAGGCCAUCGGAACAUCGAGGCUACUGGCUUAGGGUGUCGGACUCUACCGACCUUGCUCACCUUCGGAUGGAUCUCAUCAAAGUCUCCGGCUGGCCGUUGGCGAAUGUGGAAGCAGCACAUGAUCAACUCGUCGCAUUGUUCGCCCCAACCAGUUACAGCGUACGCGAAGCUGACCAAGAUUGGCUGCUGCAUGGGGAUCUUGUCGCCAUCACUGCAACCUUUGCCCUCGGCCAGAAGCCAUACUUUGAUGAUUUCUACGAGCUGGUUCGAUGCUACGAAGGCUACAAGCAAAGCGACGGACAUCGCACCGCCGAAUCGUUGCCGUUUUAUGCGAGCACUGCGCCACAGACACUGGAAUUUCACGGCACCUGGCAGCAAUAUCGAAUGGCGGUGGCCUCACUGGCCAAACUUCGUGACGUGGCUCUCGAGUAUUUCAAGCAAUGCUGUGAUGGUUUGCCGUCUCCACCGCCCUCCGCCGCCGUGUGUCCGAUCUGCCUGCACCCUACUCGGAGCGACUGCUACAAGUUGAAGGGAUGUGGGCAUGUGUUCUGCCGGAUUUGUCUCAAUCGACACGUGCUCACCUGCGAGACCAGCCGCGAGAAGGUUCCUUUUGCUUGUGCGGCAUGCGAAGAGCCCUUCCGCUCCGUCGAUAUCCAG
Mesorhabditis spiculigera is the source of this 867-nucleotide messenger RNA. Lineage: Eukaryota; Metazoa; Nematoda; Chromadorea; Rhabditida; Rhabditidae. The record is from the annotation of a GenBank genome assembly.